AUGAGGCCCACAGAGAUUCGUCGAGGCGAUAUGCCCGGACCCAAGGGUGUUUGGUGGGGUGACAAGGGCGUCCUGAAGCAGAAGGGCAUCGUCACCUACUCCAUGUCGCCCUUCAAGCAGCGCGCGACCCAUCACCUCAUUCGGAACUACAUUCUGAACGGCUACCGCCGUCUCUCUGGCCAGUUCGUCUACUGGUCGAUUCCUUUCGCCAUCGGAUACGGCACCUACGCCUGGGCGAAGAGCUACGACGCGUGGCAAAACAGCAAGGCCGCGCACGCGCACGGCCACGGCGAGCACUAA
Dichomitus squalens LYAD-421 SS1 is the source of this 300-nucleotide messenger RNA. RefSeq lists its product as uncharacterized. Gene Ontology annotation, biological process: mitochondrial electron transport, ubiquinol to cytochrome c. The record is from RefSeq and is a predicted model, not a curated record. Bases 1 to 300 code for a protein of 99 amino acids. NCBI's taxonomy places the organism in Eukaryota, Fungi, Basidiomycota, Agaricomycetes, Polyporales, Polyporaceae. The transcript is spliced from 5 exons.